UUUUCUCACCCCUCCCACACAUGGGCACACAAGUACUCCCUCACAAGCUUUUAUGUCAGAAGUUGCUUCUCAGCAAAGACAAGAGAAGCUAAGAUUGUUUUUCUCUGGUCACCAUGGAAGGGCGGUGGAAACUUCUGCUUCUGGCUCUGUGUCUGUCGUCCAUCUUGGCGCUGUCAGAGUCCUCGUGCCCCCAGGGAUUUUAUUGGGUGAAAGGUGAAUGCAAUGAUGUAGACGAGUGUGAGGUGGAUGAGGACUACCCUGACCACACGAAUCCAUGCGGAAACCACGCGCACUGUUACAACACCGAUGGCAGCUUCUACUGCACGUGCGAUGAUGGUUAUCAAACCGAUAUAAAGACAACAAAUUUUACCAUUCCGUCAACUUUAACAUGUCGCGAUAUAAAUGAAUGUUUGGAAAACGAAGACAUUUGUGGAUCGCGACCUUGUAUCAACACCGACCCAAUGUACCGUUGUGGUUGUAAUCAGGGAUUCGUCGCCAAUGUUAAUUCUGACUGCGACGAUGUGAAUGAGUGUCUCGAGGAAAAUUUCUGCGGGCCUAAUGCGACGUGCAUCAACACGGUUGGCAGUUAUAACUGUGUCUGCAAAGCCGGCUUUGCAACCAAGUCUGGCAAUGUACCUCAGGAGCCAUGUGAAGCCGUAUGUUCAGUUGAUGAGACGAACCACUGCGGAAAUGGAACGUGCCACAUUGGAGCCAGCGGCUCUUACUGCACGUGCCACACCGGCUUCACCAAUUAUAAAAAUAAAGCCGCUCGUUGCACAGAGUUAGACUGCGAUGCAUUCAAAGACGCAGAGAACCUUGAAGCGAAUGUCCCCAUUGAACAGAAUCUGAUGAUGCAGCUGAAAAAAGGUUGUGUGGAUCUGGCCAAGGGGGCGGAGUCAGAAGACUUAGAUGACCAGAACCUACUUUUGAAACUUUUGGAGAUCAUUGACCACCUCUUGUCCACUGGCGCUCUGAAUAACACCAGGAAGGUGUCCAUCUUUCUGGACCUAGUAGAGAGCACAUUGAGACUGGUGGGACCUCUUGUUAAAGACUCCAGAAUAAAUAAAUCAUCCCCCUAUACAGAACUGGAGCUGCUUUCUCUCAAAGGACCCGAGGCACCUCGGGGAGUUCAGAUAUUACGAACUAAGCCAGUCAAGUUGCAUAUCCACUUGGAAACAGUUUCUGGAGAUGCUUCCCAAUACCCAGGCUUCGCAAGUGUCUCCUUGGUCAGCUAUGCAAACCUGGAAACUUUCACCGACGCCUUCUCCAGUGGGAUGAAUCCAGAAGCAAACGAAAGAUUCAUCAUCAACUCCAAAGUGGCGACUGUCUCCGUCACAAACACCAACACCAGCCACCUGGAAAAGCCAGUUAUGCUAACUUUUAGCCACCUGACACAGGUGAACGGGUCUCGGCACGUGUGCGUGUUUUGGAACACCUCCCAGGGGAGCUGGUCUACCGACGGGUGCAUAGCAGUGAAGUCCAACUCUGAAUUCACCGUGUGCUCCUGCAACCACUUGAGCACAUUUGCCGUGCUCAUGGCCCUCUACGACGUUGAGGCAACGUUCGAGUUGCAGGUGGUGACCUGGGUGGGAUUGUCCCUGUCACUAAUUUGCCUCCUCAUCUGCAUCCUGACCUUCUCGCUCAUCCGGUCCAUCCAAAGCCCCCGGACCACCAUCCACUUACACCUGUGCAUCAGCCUAUUUGUCGCCGCCUUCAUCUUUCUCGUGGGGAUUUCUCGUACAGAGAACCAGACUACCUGUGCAGUGAUUGCAGGCUUUCUGCAUUUCUUCUUCUUGGCUGCAUUCUGCUGGAUGUGUCUGGAAGGCGUGCAGCUAUUCCGGAUGGUCAUCUUUGUGUUCAACACCAACUUUCCAACCCUCUAUAUGAUGUUGGGGGGCUACGGUGUCCCGGCUGUGAUUGUCGCCAUCUCCGCUAUGGUCAACCACAAAGGAUACGGCACCCAAAGAUACUGUUGGUUAAAUGUGGAAUUCAUCUGGAGUUUUUUGGGCCCGGCUUGUGUCAUCAUUGCUAUCAACAUAUUCUUCUUUCUCAUCACGGUGUGGAAGUUGGCGCAGAAAUUUUCAAGUCUGAACCCUGACCUGAACACCUUACAGAAAAUAAAAGCUUUCACCAUCACUGCAGUGGCCCAGCUGUGCGUGCUUGGCACCACGUGGAUUUUUGGUUGCUUCCAAUUUGAGGAGAGCACCAUGGUCAUGUCUUACCUGUUCACCAUCUUCGCCAGCCUGCAGGGCCUUAUGCUGUUUGUGAUGCAUUGUCUGUUCUCCAAGCAGGUGAGGGAUGAGUAUGGAAACCUCCUGUCCAGAUUCAGUGGACCGCCGAAGAAAAGCUACUCUGAAUUCAGCUCAUUUCCCAGCAGACAGCACGCCUCCAAUAGCAGCCAGAACACAGGAGAAUCGCACAUCUGAGGAGACAAACUCGCAACUGGCCUUCAUUUGUAAAAUUGGAUUCAAACCCAAGAAUAAUUAAAACCUGUUUUGUCAGGUGUCUCAAUCCAGGUACUGUAUUUAACGACCCCAGAUGACUAAAAUGUAUAUAUUUUUUCUGUAUAGUCUGUCAGUAUGCCGUAUAAAUAUUGCCCCUAAAAAACAGAGAACAAUUUGGAGAGAUUUGCAUUAUUUCUUUUGUCCAUACUGUAGUGAGAUUUACUGUGUAUUGUGUUUUACUCCUCCGUCUGUUGUGCUGAAAUGUAUAUUUGUGAUUGUUUUGAAAAAUGGCAUUAUAAAGUAUGAAUUUUUUGUUGUUGUUGUUGUUAAGGAUACUUGUUUUAAUUGUUGUAUUGUCUGCCCAGGUGGUUUAAAAAUACAAAAUAAAAAAUGAGACA
This is a messenger RNA of Syngnathus acus (greater pipefish), 2842 nucleotides long. Its product is annotated as adhesion G protein-coupled receptor E5. The record is from RefSeq and is a predicted model, not a curated record. Gene Ontology annotation, molecular function: calcium ion binding; G protein-coupled receptor activity. Gene Ontology annotation, biological process: adenylate cyclase-activating G protein-coupled receptor signaling pathway; cell surface receptor signaling pathway. The transcript is spliced from 19 exons. Lineage: Eukaryota; Metazoa; Chordata; Actinopteri; Syngnathiformes; Syngnathidae. Gene Ontology annotation, cellular component: membrane. The coding region runs from base 114 to 2426 and encodes 770 amino acids.